Messenger RNA from Electrophorus electricus (electric eel), 1308 nucleotides. NCBI's taxonomy places the organism in Eukaryota, Metazoa, Chordata, Actinopteri, Gymnotiformes, Gymnotidae. The record is from RefSeq and is a predicted model, not a curated record.
CAACAAGCAAAAGGCAUGUUAAACACAAAUGCAGACUCAAAAAGGGCUGUGCACUAAAAUGUCAGUUGUGCUUUAUGUGAUAUCUUUGGUCUUCUCUGAAAUGUUUGGAAAUCUUCAAGGAAAGAUUUUGCAGCUAGAUUCUGUUCUGACUUUUAAAGAAGGAGAAGAUGUGGAGUUGACUUGCUUUCAUCCAAAAGAACAAAUGCACAAGGUGUUGUGGUACAAACAACCGGUGGGACAGAAGCCUUUACUGGUCAUCUCUUCAUAUCACUUAAGCCUACCCUUUAAUUUCCAUAAUGAUUUUGACAAGCUGAAACGUUUUCAUUUAUCAAGGUCAGCUGGCAGCUCAAAUUUAACUAUAACAAAAACUAUUCCAUCUGAUUCAGCAGUGUACUAUUGUGCUGGAUCUUUCUCAAAUAUUGUCAUCUUUGGUCCUGGCACAGUUUUGAUGCUGAAAGGUAAAGAUUCAAAUAAAUAUACUGUUGUACAGAACACCGUACCACAGCUACUUCAGCCUGGAGACUCUGUGACUCUACAGUGCACAGUCCUCUCUGAGAGAUGUGCAGGAGGACACAAUGUCUACUGGUUCAGAGAUGGCUUGAGAGACUCUCAUCCAGGAAUCAUUUACACUCAUGGAGACAGGAGUGAUCAGUGUAAGAAGAGCACAGAGCUUCACUCUCCUACACGGAGUUGUGCCUACAAGCUCCCUAAGAGGAACCUCAGCUCCUCUGAUGCUGGAACUUACUACUGUGCUGUGAGUGCAUGUGGAGAGAUCCUCUUUGGGAAUGGAACUAAACUAGACUUGGACGUUUUUUAUGUUUCAGGUGUGCCUGAUGGCAAGAGCAUAUACAUGUUCAUGAUAGUUGGCUUGGCAGUGCUAUUACUUAUAAGCUUGGCCAUCAAUAUUCUUUUAUGUGUAACACGCAGAAAAAAAGACACCCAGCGCAUUACAAACUGCCCAUCACAGCAAUUCAAUUCUAACGACACUAUGUCAGCAGCACAGUACCAUACAACUGAUGUGUUGAACUAUGCUGCCUUAAAAUUUACUGCACAAAGCACAAGAAUGAAGAGAGAGCGACACCAAGAGGAAACGCUGUACUCAGGCAUAACAUGUCAAAACCUUAUAUGAUACCCCUAAUUGUUCUCAUUUCCUGCUUUUAUUUGGCCACUGUCAGAAACUUGAAUUUACCAUAACUUGAAAACACAGGCAUGAGAACAAAAUUUUGAAACAAUUAUAAGGUGAAGUUAACUAUGCAUAUAAUUUCACAUCCCCAAUCCCCAAAUAUCACACUUGAAUAAUGAAAUGAU